UACUUAACUCUGAUUGCCCACCUUGGCUCCCACACACCUCUCUCCUCCCACCUCUCACCUCUCACACCCUCCCGAAGCUACCGCCUACCGCCGACCGUCGACCGCUUUUCGCCCGCCUCACUUUGGAAAAAGACAACCGCUGUGCUGUGCUGUGCAGUGCGGCUCUGGUGCUCGCCCCUCCCGAGAGCUUAAUAGCCUCGCCCCUCGCCCGUCGCCUUGGAAAUUCCCCUUCUUCCCCAACUUCACUUUCGUCGCCCGGCCUCAUCAUUGCAAAGCUUCACUUACUCAUCCACACUACCUACCAACGACAAUCUUCGCCGCUAUGUCACGCCCCCCACCUCCUCCACCCCCUCCAGAUGUUCGGGGAAACCCCGCAAUGGGCCAACGCCCUCCUCAACCCCCCCCUGGACCACAGGUUCCCAGGCCUCCUCCUCCCGGCAUGCCCAUGCAGCAAUUGCCAAUUCGACAGCAAUCCAUUCGCAUCCAGGACAUCACGCCUCCAAAGAUGAUGGACGAGUCCGCUUGUCUCAAAAAGCUGACGACAUACUCCGCCCACACUAUUCGGAAAUGUCUUCCUCGCGAUCCGAAGAAAGAAGGAAGAGGGACCUGGGCGAGAUCCGAAAUUAUCGAGGAGAGAUGGGCGCAAGAGGAUAUCAUUAAGCAAAUCAAGAAGCUUAGUGAAAGAGGGCGAAGCGUAGCCGACAAGAAGAAAGCACUGAUGCCGAACCAGCAAGGUCAAGUCACAACUCUUGUCGACAACCUUGCGUCCACAGAAGUAGACCGCGCCUUCGAGUGGUCACUUGUUCAGCUCGAUAGCGUCACGAAGCCAAUCAGCGUCUUCAGAGGAGGGAAAAAGCGUGAAGCGUAUGAAACCGUCUCCAUGAUCGCUUUCGUCAAGCGGUCACCACGCAAAGACCUUAACCCUGUCAUACUAUUUCAAAACAUCGAAAAGAUGAAAGCUGAUAGUAUGCGGCCUCCUCAACAACCCCAGGGACAACCAGCCGGUCCCGAACCCAUCGAGAUAAUCCAGGUUAAUGGCGGUGACAAGGACAAGGCGCCCAAAGGGAGAUCCAAGAGUCGGGAGAAGAAGUACCACGGGCGUGACGACUCGAGUAGCGGGGACUCUUUUGACUCCGACACUGGCAGUGAUUCAUCGUUCACCGGCUCGGAUUCCAUGGACACCUCGAUUUCUUCGAACUCCCAUAGCCGCAGAAAACAGAACCACGGCAAACCGCCCUUCCGGAGUCACAGCAGGCCUCGGGAGCAACCUCGGGAGCAUCGAAAAACAUAUUUCCUGGAGCAUCGAGCUCACUCUCCAGAGCUGCAUUACGACCCCCAUGGCGGGUCGCCUCGACCUUACGUGGUGCCCGAUGUCCCACCACGUCCCAUCCCCACUGCUCUUCCUACGUCGGAUCCGGUCGCGGCUGCAUAUCACGCUGGAAGAGUCGAUGCCGAAGCAGAAAGAUUCGGUUCUGCUGACCGAGUCAUGCCGAGACCUGUCGAGCGGGUUAUCGAGCGUGUGAGACCUGUUCCUGUCAUCUCAUACGGACCUACUACUAUGGAACAUCGCUAUUCGGUUCCGAAUAACUAUGCUGAUGAUCGAUACCUCGAUGACCUUCGACGGGAUGACACAACUUCGGCGUCGGUAUCCUCAUGAUGUUGACAGCAACAGGGGCUGGUAAAUUCAAGUAGCUUGAUUUUCAACCCUUUCCUUUCCGUCUCCUAUAGAUUGGGACCGCAAGGAGGAGCUCGGGUCUUCUGGUGCAAUUUCAGUUCCCAAGAAUGUAUUUUCAAUGGCCCUAUUUAUGCGUCAGCGCAGUUCAAUGUAUUUGGAGUGGAAUUACUCUGUAUCUAUCGAAUUAUUUAUAUCCGUCUGUUACCUUGGUUGGUUUGGGCAGGAUUUCGUCGGGAAGGGCAACGAUU
Messenger RNA from Hyaloscypha bicolor E, 1923 nucleotides. RefSeq lists its product as uncharacterized. The transcript has 2 exons. The record is from RefSeq and is a predicted model, not a curated record. The coding region runs from base 323 to 1657 and encodes 444 amino acids. NCBI's taxonomy places the organism in Eukaryota, Fungi, Ascomycota, Leotiomycetes, Helotiales, Hyaloscyphaceae.